ACGCCUCGAUAGCAAACCGACGACUCAAACAACCCCUCACCGAAACGUCACCGAUAUGUGAUCCUAAAGUCUUUGAUCGUUCCCGAUGCCACGCCUAGACGAUCGCGACGUCUAGCAGCACAAUGCGACACUCCCCAACCAGACGACGGGCUCCUUGAUCCGGCUGCUGCCGGCGAAGCAGCUUGUCAGCGUUCGCCGUCCUUGGAUGAAGCUGCGCCGGUUCCUACGGCUCCCCCGGCCCGGUGUGAACGAGGGAGGAACUUCUUCUUCAGUGAUCUAACAAUGGACGUGUUCAUCGAUUUCUCAUCGGACGAAGGGUUCUACCAAUACGCCAAGAAGAAGAAGAAGGCAGCGGCACCGCAGCCCAUCAAUUGGGCCGCGGAGUUGAAAGGCGACGGUGCUGCCGACGGCGGCGACAAGAAGGAUGACAGCAAUGGCAAUGCAGGCAACGCCGGUGGUGAUGCAGGAGGUGCUGGUGAUGGCGGUGACGACAAGAAAAAGGACGAUGACAAAAAGGGCGAUAAGAAAGCCGACGAUAAGAAAGACGACAAGAAAGAUGAUGACGAAAAGGACGACAAGAAAGAUGAUGACGAAAAGGACGACAAGAAGGAUCGCGAUGGCGACGCCAAACUCGAUGAUGCCUGGGGCGCGUUCGAGUCCGCCGGUAAGAAAACAAAGAAGGGCAAGAAAGGCGCCGCUUCAGAGCCUGAGAAGACGACCGAUGCAGCUGCGGGGGAAACGGCACUCAAGCUUGACGCAUCAUUUGAUGAAAUCAAGCUGGACGGUCCGUCACCCGACGUGAAACUUGGUGCGUCCACAGACAGCAAGACCAAUUCGUUCAGCACCUGGGGCACCAGUUGGAACACUGGAAGCAUAUGGGAUUGGUCCGGUACCAAAAAAACUGACACAUCAACAGAAAAGAGGGAGAAGAAGGAAGAGAAAAAGGAAGAGAAAAAGGAGGAGGAUCCUUGGGAUGUCAUGAACCAACCCAAGUCGAAAAAGAAGACCAAAACUACCACUGGCUUCGGCUCCUUCGACGAGCCAGCAGAGAAGACCGCAGAAGCCCCUCUCGUAGAGCAGAAAAAAGACGAGGAUUUCGGCCUCGCCUGGGGCACAGGCACAACCACUGUCAAAAAGGACAAGAAGAAGAAGAUCAGCAUCUGGGAACCUGAACCCGAAGAGCACAAAAAGGAUCCACUUGCUAGGAGUCAAGAGUUGAGCGCUGCCGCUCCCGCUGCUCCAGUGGAAGAUGCCUGGCUAGGUACUUCCAAGAAGGACAAGAAGAAGAGCACCCUCUUUUGGGGGGAUGAGCCCGAGCCCGAGCCCGAGCCGAAGCCGGAACCGCCCAAGGACCCUGAGCCUCCAGCGCCAGAGCUAACAGCCUCCGAAGACAUCUGGGGCACUGUCGCUACCAAAAAAAAGGGCAAGAAGAGCAAGAAUGUCGUUGAGGAGGUCAAAGAACCUGAUCCGCCCGCUGCUGAUCCCGAACCAGAACCCUCAAAAGAGGAAAUCAAUCUUAAUUGGGGCGACAUUUGGGGCGCAGCUGCCGGUAAGAAGACCAAGAAGAAAAAGGGCGCCGUUGAAGAGGUGAAAGAACCGGACCCUCCACCGGCUGAGCCUGAACGUAAGCCUGAACCCGAACCCGAACCCCCUGCAGCCGACGAUGGUUGGGGCUGGGGCUUCGGUAAGAAGGACAGGAAGAAAGGUAAGAUCACAGAGGAGCCGAAAAUCGAAGAAACAGCCUCGGUGGAGCCGGUGGUCGAGAGUAAGAAGGAAGAGGACGACUUCUGGGGAUCAAUGACUUCCAAGAAGGAGAACAAAAAGAAGGGAAAGAAUGUCAUUCUCGAUCCGGUACCCGACCCGCCAGUUGAGGAAGCCAAGGAAGAACCUCCGGCUGAUCCUGUUGUCGAUGAUGACUGGGGUCUCUUUGGUGGUUUGAAGAAGAAAAAGAAGGGAAAGAAUGCCAUUCUCGAUCCGGUACCCGACCCGCCAGUUGAGGAAGUCAAGGAAGAACCUCCGGCCGAUCCUGUUGUCAAUGAUGAUUGGGGUCUCUUUGGUGGGUUGAAGAAGAAAAAGAAGGGCGUCGUGGAGGAGAUUCCAGCGGAGAAGCCCCGGGAAGCAUCCGAGCCGCCGCCUCCUGCAAUUGACACGUUGGACGAUCUUGGCUGGGGUAACACCAGUGCAAAGAAGAAGAAAAAGGGCAAAAAUGCAGUCAUCGAGGAACCUCCACAGUCGCCUCCGGAACCAGAACGUCCAAAAAAGGAAGAAAAGCUUGCCGAAGAUGAUUGGUUGCACUUUACCUCUGCCACGGACAAGAAAAAGAGCAAGAAGGGCAAAGUUGUGGAGGAAGUUAAAGAACCAGGACAAGAAGAAAAAGGGCAAAAACGCCGUCAUUGAAGAACUCCCGAAAGAACCUGAUCCUGUACCUGAGGUAGUUGAGCCUGAACCUCCCAAAGAGGUAGACAAAUCGCCAGCGGAAGACUUUCUGAGCGCUGUCACCACUUCGAAAAAGGACAAGAAAAAGAAAAAGAAAGGUGUCGUCGAAGAAGAGCCCCCGCUCCCCCUAAAGGGACCUGAUCCAGUACCUGAGGUAGUCGAGCCAGAACCUUCGCCGCCAGCCGAAGAGAAGCCUGCAGAG
Pseudomassariella vexata is the source of this 2638-nucleotide messenger RNA. RefSeq lists its product as uncharacterized. NCBI's taxonomy places the organism in Eukaryota, Fungi, Ascomycota, Sordariomycetes, Amphisphaeriales, Pseudomassariaceae. The transcript is spliced from 3 exons. The record is from RefSeq and is a predicted model, not a curated record. Bases 283 to 2397 code for a protein of 704 amino acids.